CCGGCAGGCUCAGAUGGAGGACGCACCCGCCGGCCAGCCGGGAACCUUCCCUCGAGGGCUCCCAGGGCGGGUCUCUUCCUCUCUCCAGCCCUGCUCAGGCAUUCGGCAGGUCCAGCAGAGGUACACCUCCUGCAGCUGGGUUCCAAGUGCACCUCCAGCCUGAUGGGCCUGACCAAGGAGGCUUCCAGGACCACAGAAGGGGCUGCAACCCAGGUACCCAGAGAGUGAGCGUCUCCACGCAGGACAGUGCACGGCGGCUGACACCUGCAGGGACGCCCGCCGGACGAGCACGCGGAGGACCCUGGCCUCCACAGACGUGCCAUGCCAGCGUGCGGAGCAUCUGUUCCUCCCACUCUCUGCAGUUCACAAACCCAACCCAAACCACCACAGGUGCUCCUCGGGAGUUUCCUGUCUAACAAAUGCUGGGCUCACUUCAGGGAGAAUCACGCUUCUUUCUAAAGAUGGAUUCGCUGUUUAAAACAGAGCUCUGGGAGCCUUUUGGCAAAUCUUGAAAGCUGCACGGUGCAGAGACAUGGAUGUGACUUCCCAAGCCUGGGGCAUGGGCCUGGAGAUGUACCCGGGCACCAUGCAGCCUGCAGCCCCCAACACCACCUCCCCCGAGCUCAACCUGUCCCACCCGCUCCUGGGCGCUGCCGUGGUGAACGGGACAGGCGAGCUCUCAGAGCACCAGCAGUACGUGAUCGGCCUGUUCCUCUCGUGCCUCUACACCAUCUUCCUCUUCCCCAUCGGCUUUGUGGGCAACAUCCUGAUCCUGGUGGUGAACAUCAGCUUCCGGGAGAAGAUGACCAUCCCCGACCUGUACUUCAUCAACCUGGCGGUGGCGGACCUCAUCCUGGUGGCCGACUCCCUCAUUGAGGUGUUCAACCUGCACGAGCAGUACUAUGACAUCGCCGUGCUGUGCACCUUCAUGUCGCUGUUCCUGCAGGUCAACAUGUACAGCAGCGUCUUCUUCCUCACCUGGAUGAGCUUCGACCGCUACAUCGCCCUGGCCAGGGCCAUGCGCUGCAGCCUGUUCCGCACCAAGCACCACGCCCGGCUGAGCUGUGGCCUCAUCUGGAUGGCAUCUGUGUCAGCCACGCUGGUGCCCUUCACCGCCGUGCACCUGCAGCACACCGACGAGGCCUGCUUCUGCUUCGCAGACGUCCGGGAGGUGCAGUGGCUCGAGGUCACGCUGGGCUUCAUUGUGCCCUUCGCCAUCAUCGGCCUGUGCUACUCCCUCAUUGUCCGGGUGCUGGUCAGGGCACACCGGCACCGCGGUCUGCGGCCCCGGCGGCAGAAGGCACUCCGCAUGAUCCUCGCGGUGGUGCUGGUCUUCUUCGUCUGCUGGCUGCCGGAGAACGUCUUCAUCAGCGUGCACCUCCUGCAGCGGACGCAGCCCGGGGCCGCUCCCUGCAAGCAGUCUUUUCAGACACCGGGCUCUCCCUUCCUGUUUUACUUCUCCAUCAGCGGCUGA
Molecule: messenger RNA, 1474 nt
Organism: Mandrillus leucophaeus (drill)
Lineage: Eukaryota; Metazoa; Chordata; Mammalia; Primates; Cercopithecidae
Product: G-protein coupled estrogen receptor 1-like
Exons: 3
Coding region: 533-1474 (313 amino acids)
Biological process (GO): G protein-coupled receptor signaling pathway
Cellular component (GO): membrane
Molecular function (GO): G protein-coupled receptor activity
Source: RefSeq, a predicted model, not a curated record